AUGGACACGUCCAAAAUGGACACAAGCUACCUGUCACAGCAGGUGAACUCCAUCAUCAAUCAGCUUCACGGCCUAUUUGAUGAGAUUGGAGUUCCUGAUCAUGAUCGGGAAAAUCGUGAGGCAGAGCUAUUUGCCGCACUCUCCGACACAUUAAACAACCAACUUCGCCGUGUAACAGCCGAGAAGAAGGACCUCAUCGACGAGGCUCAGACCAUCGUCACUACUAUCCGGCAGAUGGAGUCGUCCCUAGACGACUCGCGCUCGCGGAGAGAUUACCAUGACGAUGAUGAGCUGCAAAUCACCUACCCUCUCAACCAGUGCCUCCUAACUCUCAAGGAGAAGCACCUGCAAAUAAGCAGGAUACACAGAGAGCGCUUUGAGCAAGUUAAGAAACUGGUGCAAGCACUCGAAUCCUACUCAUCCCACCUCGAACCCACCUUUGUACGGAUUUCCCUCCCCUACGGGUCCCAACCACUGGACAACGAAUUCACUCGAGUGUAUGAGGAGUACUCUCGACGCGUUGCCACUGUGAAGACAGUGUGUGAGCAGAUUAUCCAGCUUUGGGCGGAACUCGGCACUCCCCAAGCCCAAACCGACGGCGCCAUCGUCAAGUACUAUCGCGACGCCCCCGAGCAACUGGGACUGCAUGAGGAAGACAUUGUGCGGCUUCGGGCAAGGAAGGAAAAGCUCUCGGAUGAGAAGAAGAACCGGGAAAGACGCCUAAAGGAACUCAAGGCUGCUGUGGAGGCCCUCUGGAAUAAGUUGGGCAUCGACGAGGGUGAACGAAAGGCGUUCACAAACGCCAACCGCGGAUGCGGGGUGCGCCAAAUCAAUGAAUUCCAGGAUGAGUUGGCGCGACUCAAUGAGCUCAAGCACGAAAACCUUCACCUCUUUGUCGAAGACGCGCGCUGCAAGCUUCAGGAACUCUGGGAUUCUCUGUAUCUGUCGGAGGACGAGAUGCUCGAGUUCACGCCUGCCUUUUCCGAUGUGUAUAGUGAUGCGUUGCUCGAAGCCCACGAGCGGGAGAUUGCGCGGCUCGAAGCGCUCCGAGCAGCGGGCGCCCAUCCUCGCGCUUGUAGACAGGCACAAGAGCCUCGUGACGGAGCAGAAGGAGCUUCAGGCGGCGAAAGGCGCGAUCCCGGUAAGCUUCUUCGCGAGGAAAAGAUGCGCAAGCGAAUCGCGCGCGAGCUGCCCAAGAUCUCGGCCGACCUGCGCAAGGCCCUCGAAAAAGACCCCCGCCAAUCCUUACUCGUCGGUAGGACUGGGGUCAAUCGUGCGCGGGUGGACCCGGAAGACGUCUAUGACGACGGAGCUGCGGAGCGCUACUCUCGGCCGGCGUCGACCCACUCGUAUAUGCAGCAGCAGCAGCAGCAGCAGGAGCGUCCUGGGUCGAUAAGGCAUCUCCAGUCAUCCAACUAUCCGCCAGCGCCGCCCGCGGCCCGACAAAUAUCGGGCACGUCGCACACAUCGCACACUUCGACGCUAGUAUCCGGGUCCGAGAACUGGGAGACGUACGACGACAAUAGCGAGCCCGAGCAGGAUGCCACCGACACCUAUUACGCCAAGGUCAGGGCAGCCCGGAUUAAGCGCGUGGAGCCGGAGAGCGGACAUGGCCCGUAUUCAAGUCAGAGCAAGCGGCCGCGUGGUGUUCCGCCCAGCUCUCAUCCGCACGCCAACCACAUCAUGAUUGAUCAGGACGGAAACCGGAUCAUUUCGGCAAGCGAGUGGACAGACGAGGACGCAUUCUGA
This is a messenger RNA of Parascedosporium putredinis, 1749 nucleotides long. NCBI's taxonomy places the organism in Eukaryota, Fungi, Ascomycota, Sordariomycetes, Microascales, Microascaceae. The record is from the annotation of a GenBank genome assembly.